GAAAUCGUAUUCUUUUUCUUGGUAUGAGUUGGGCUUUAGCAGUCUUUAUUUUGCUUGCCCCUCGUGUGCGUUUACUGGGCGUUAAACAUGCACGCAGCAUUCUCUAACUAGCUUAUUAGGAGACACCACCCCACUCGGCCAGUUUGUCAAUCGUUGAUCGCGGAUCGGGUUCGAAAGCCGUCUAUUGAAAUGUCUCAAAAUGUCAGUGUCUGUGAUAUUGACCCUACCCUGAAAGAUGAUCUUAGAAAGUUUCGCUUCAGGAAAGCGACUAACAAUGCUGCCAUUAUAAUGAAAGUUGACAGAGAAAAACAGUUGAUUUUCAAAGAAGAAGAACUGGAGGAUAUUGAUGUGGAUGAGCUGAGAGAGGCUCUACCUGAACACCAGCCACGUUUUCUGGUUUACAGUUUCAAGCUUGAUCAUGGUGAUGGGAGAAUAUCUUACCCUAUGUGCUUCAUCUUCAGCAGUCCACAAGAUUCAAAAACAGAGCUUCAAAUGAUGUAUGCUGGGAGUAAACUUGAACUAGUCAAAGUGGCUGAAUUAACAAAAGUCUUUGAAAUUCGCGAACUGGAAGAACUAACUGAAGAAUGGCUUCACUCAAAGUUGCUCAAAUAACAACUGAAGACACUUCAGAGAUUUUUUUAUUUUGUUUCAAUUCAUACCUGUUACACGGGACCAUACUAUACACCGAAACCCAAUGGGAAUGAAAUAAACGAAUUACACAACA
Messenger RNA from Daphnia pulicaria, 724 nucleotides. RefSeq names its product glia maturation factor beta-like. Gene Ontology annotation, biological process: negative regulation of Arp2/3 complex-mediated actin nucleation; actin filament debranching. Lineage: Eukaryota; Metazoa; Arthropoda; Branchiopoda; Diplostraca; Daphniidae. The record is from RefSeq and is a predicted model, not a curated record. The transcript is spliced from 5 exons. Gene Ontology annotation, molecular function: Arp2/3 complex binding; actin binding. Bases 190 to 612 code for a protein of 140 amino acids. Gene Ontology annotation, cellular component: actin cortical patch.